Micropterus dolomieu (smallmouth bass) is the source of this 2328-nucleotide messenger RNA. Its product is annotated as intermediate filament protein ON3-like. Bases 202 to 1671 code for a protein of 489 amino acids. The record is from RefSeq and is a predicted model, not a curated record. The transcript has 9 exons. Lineage: Eukaryota; Metazoa; Chordata; Actinopteri; Centrarchiformes; Centrarchidae. Gene Ontology annotation, molecular function: structural constituent of skin epidermis. Gene Ontology annotation, biological process: keratinization; intermediate filament organization. Gene Ontology annotation, cellular component: keratin filament.
UGAGGUGGGGAGGAGGCUGGACAGCAAAAGUAAGAGUACUGGUUGCAGCGGCUGAAGAGGACCCUCCCCCUUGUUCAGCACAGCCAUAAAAGCAGGCAGAGUUUGCAGUCAGACACUCAGAGGGACUUGGCUCUCCUUUUGAAUCCUGCUCAUCUUCAGUUCUCCUCUGCUCAGAGUUGACAUCCUUUACCUGCAAACACAAUGAGGAAAGCAUACUCAGUCACAAGCUCUGGCAGCAGCACCAGGAGGUCCUUUGCAGGACCAGGAAGCAGCUACUCCGUCAAAAGAACCACUUAUGGUGGUCUUGGCUCUAGCGCUGGUACUAGUUUCGGUGGUGCCAGUAGUGGUUUUGGUGCCAGUGGUGGUUUUGGUAUGUCUUCAUUUGGUGGUGGUUCCGGGUCUGGUUAUGGCUUUUCUUCUAGCCAAAUGUCAGGCGGUUUCGUGCCCGCACCUAUCACAGCUGUCCAAGUCAACCAGAGCCUGCUGGCCCCCCUGAACCUGGAGAUUGACCCCAACAUCCAGGCUGUCCGCACCCAGGAGAAGGAGCAGAUCAAGACCCUGAACAACCGCUUUGCUUCCUUCAUUGACAAGGUCCGUUUCCUGGAGCAGCAGAACAAGAUGCUGGAGACCAAAUGGAGCCUCCUGCAGGACCAGACCACCACCCGCUCCAACAUCGAGGGCAUGUUUGAGGCUUACAUUGCCAACCUGCGCAGACAGCUUGACGGGCUGGGCAAUGAGAAGGGCAAGCUGGAGGGAGAGCUGAGGAACAUGCAGGGCCUGGUUGAGGACUUCAAGAGGAAGUAUGAAGAUGAAAUCAACAAACGUGCAGCUGCAGAGAACGAAUUUGUGCUCCUGAAGAAGGACGUUGAUGCUGCCUACAUGAACAAGGUCGAGCUGGAAGCCAAGGCUGAUGCUCUUCAGGAUGAGAUCAACUUCCUCAGGGCCGUCUAUGAGGCUGAGCUUCGUGAGCUGCAGGGCCAGAUCAAGGACACCUCUGUCAUCGUGGAGAUGGACAACAGCCGUAACUUGGACAUGGAUGCCAUUGUGGCUGAAGUGCGUGCCCAGUACGAGGACAUUGCCAACCGCAGCAAGGCUGAAGCAGAGACCUGGUACAAACAGAAGUACGAGGAGAUGCAGAGCUCUGCCGGACAAUAUGGUGAUGACCUGCGCACAACCAAGGCUGAGAUUGCUGAGCUGAACCGCAUGAUCUCCCGUCUUCAGAAUGAGAUUGAGGCUGUCAAGGGACAGAGGGCCAACCUUGAGGCUCAGAUUGCAGAAGCUGAGGAGCGUGGUGAGCUGGCAGUGAAGGAUGCCAAGCUCCGCAUCAAGGACCUGGAGGAUGCUCUGCAGAGAGCCAAGCAGGACAUGGCCCGCCAGGUGCGCGAAUACCAGGAGCUGAUGAAUGUCAAGUUGGCUCUGGACAUCGAAAUCGCCACCUAUAGGAAACUGCUGGAAGGAGAGGAGACCAGACUGGCCAGUGGAGGCUCCAGUGCAACCAUCCAUGUGCAGCAGACCUCUGGAGGUGGUGGAUUCUCCAGCUCCAGCUCCGGCGGGGGAUUUGGCUCCAGCAGUGGAUUUGGAUCCGGUGGUGGAUUCAGCUAUGGUGGUGGUUAUGGUGGUACUCUCACCAAGUCCACAGUCUCAACAACCAGUUCCAGGAGAAACUUUUAAAAAGGAGAGCCGUCCCUCUUACACUUCAGAAACUCUUACAUUUGAUCUAAAUCUGUACCUUUUCAUGGUGCUACGCUAUACUGUAAAGCAUGUUCAAGAAGAGAGCUGAAUAUCCCUAAUAUCAGAUUCCUAAAAUCUGAGAGUUUCUGAAGGUACAAAUGACCUUAAACACUCAAGGACCUGGUCAGUGGUCAAGGCAAAUUUUGAUUGCUUUCUGCACUGAAAUCCACGAAAUAAGAAAAAAAGAAAAACAAAGAAAGGUUUUGAUAGAGUGGUAAAACUAAGCAAGGAAAGUGUUUGAAAAUCUGCACUCUAUCUUGUACUGUAUCUGACAUGGGCAGGAUAUUUUCAGAUGAUGUUUUCACUGGUAAAUUUGAGUUCUCAUAUUAGUUAUGUGAGCAAGUUACUGACCGAAUUUGAUCCCGAAGAAAUGCAAAAAGUUCUGUGACUUUACAUGUUUACAGUUUAACUUUGAACUGAUUGGCUUCUGGCUUGUUCUUUUUCCUGUUUCCUGUCAAAUGUUUCCCUGCUUAGUUUUGCCUUAAAGAUAAAACUAUGUUGAAACCAGGUUUAUUUUGUGAAAGUCUUCAACAUGACUGAUGAAUUUUGCAACACAUCAAAUACAUCUCAAUAAAAUAAAUCUGAGAACUAAAAUGA